Tarenaya hassleriana is the source of this 998-nucleotide messenger RNA. Its product is annotated as protein COFACTOR ASSEMBLY OF COMPLEX C SUBUNIT B CCB2, chloroplastic-like. The record is from RefSeq and is a predicted model, not a curated record. Lineage: Eukaryota; Viridiplantae; Streptophyta; Magnoliopsida; Brassicales; Cleomaceae. The transcript is spliced from 7 exons. Gene Ontology annotation, biological process: cytochrome b6f complex assembly. Bases 73 to 939 code for a protein of 288 amino acids.
UGAUUGUCAUCCAUGGCGUCCUAAAAUCAGUGCAGAAAGAGAGAGAGAUUGAGAGAAGAGACGGGAAAAGAGAUGAGCAUUCAAGUUGUGAACCUUUUGCCGCUUCCGAAGUUUGCGAUUCGAUCUCGCGCCAAAACUUCCGCGGGUUUUGGACGUGUCGUCGCUCGCGCGGAUAACGAUCCUCCUCGAUCAGUGGGCGGUGAUCAGCAGCAACUCAAUCUCUCCGUUCUUCGUUUCACUUUUGGAAUUCCUGGUCUGGACGAAUCUUACCUGCCGAGAUUUAUCGGGUACGGGUUCGGGUCGCUUCUUCUGUUGAACCACUUCUCGGGUUCGGGUCCAACCAGCGAUGCUCAGCUGAGAUCAGAAGCUCUGGGCCUGUCACUUGCUGCGUUUUCCGUAGCUUUGCCCUACAUUGGAAAGUUCCUGAAGGGUGCUGGAAUGACAGAACAGAGAACUCUCCCUGAAGAGGGGAACCAGAUUUUUGCCAUAUCGUCAAAUAUCUCGGACUCUUUGAAGGAAGAUCUUGCAUGGGCAACCUAUGUUUUGUUGAGGAAUACAAGUACGAUCGCUGUGAUGAUAUCGGUUCGAGGUGAGCUUUGUGUCCGUGGUUAUUGGAAUAGUCCAGUUCAGAUGUCAAAGGCUCAACUACUCGAUUGGUUUAAGAGAAAGGUAGAUGAAAUCGGCCUGUCAGAUGUGAAGGAUACCCUUUAUUUCCCUCAAAAUAAUUCAGGUUCUGCUUCCUGGGAAAUUCUUUCAGAGGGUACUCGUUCUCUUCUGGUGCAGCCAUUCGUACAGAGUACAGUGGGGUCACAGAAGAUGGACGGGUUUUUGCUGAUCGCUUCUACUGCAGAAUAUGCAUAUAGUGACAAAGAUAGAGCUUGGAUUCAAGCUAUUGCUAACAAAUUCAGAGGACCACAUGAGCUGCUUGCUGUAACAUAGAAUUUGACCCAUGUCUUGAAGAUUGGCAAAACGCUUUAGUCCUACAGAAAUUUCUCGAG